Messenger RNA from Uloborus diversus, 1350 nucleotides. RefSeq names its product protein O-mannose kinase-like. Gene Ontology annotation, molecular function: carbohydrate kinase activity; phosphotransferase activity, alcohol group as acceptor. Gene Ontology annotation, cellular component: endoplasmic reticulum membrane. Lineage: Eukaryota; Metazoa; Arthropoda; Arachnida; Araneae; Uloboridae. Bases 163 to 1158 code for a protein of 331 amino acids. The transcript has 3 exons. Gene Ontology annotation, biological process: protein O-linked glycosylation; carbohydrate phosphorylation. The record is from RefSeq and is a predicted model, not a curated record.
ACUCGAGAACAUCAGGAGUUAUUGAAACUAUAUUAUAAAAAAGGAGAAAGGUCUGUGAAAGAAACCGCAGAUUUGCUUGGCUUUAGUUUGCCAGAUGCACCCAAAGAAAAUCCUUCUGAAAAGCUCUGAACAGUAACAGACAUAACAAAGGAAUGUUUCACCAUGAAAAAGACAUUUUUUUCUCUUAUCAGCAUACUUUUAGCAUUUUUAUUUCUUCAGACAAAGAAUGGCAAUCAUAAAGAUUCUUCAGUUUGGGAAUGCGAGGAAGACUUUGUUCGUAAUGCAUCAGUUUGCAAAUUAAAAUGUCCAUAUGGAAGCUUUGCUUUACCUGGAAUGUUGUCCUGUCAUCCUUGGCUGAGUUGUGAAACAGAACUUGUUAUCAUUUCUGUCAUUUCUCUUAGUGUUGUUAAAAUGGUUUAUUUGACAAAAUGGCAGAAUUAUGAAGUAGUUCUCUCUGUGCUGUCUUCCAAAAUAUAUAAGGAUGAUUUUGAGCAAAAUCUUUUUAUGCUCAAGUCACUUAGUGGAAAUUCUUUUGUUAUUCAAUUGCUAGGUUUUUGUGACAAUAUGAUUAUCACUGAAUACCAUCCUUUAGGAAAUGCCUUAAACACACAUUAUCAUUUCUCACAUUACUUAAAACCAUACGACUCCAUUCAGACUAGACUCAAAUUAUGCAUUAAUUAUGUAGCUAUUAUUGAACUCUUGCAUUCUAGUCCUGUUGGUGUGAGGGUCAUGUGUGACUCGAAUACUUUAGAAAAAACACUAUCCCAAUACUUAUUAAAAACAAGUUUGGAACUUGUCGUAAAUGAUUUAGAUGCUACUCCUGAGGUAAAUAACAUUACCAAAAGAGGAAUACAUUGUGGGAAAAAUGCUCCACUUGGUGACUUAGUCGCUCCAGAACAAAAAUGGCUAAAUAUAAAUCAAAAGUUCAAUUUGAGCAACAUGCCUUUGUAUGAUGAAAAAACGGAUAUUUGGAAAAUACCAAAUAUUUGCAACUGGUUUUUAGGUGAAAGUUCUGAUGCAGACAUAGUAAAAUAUCAAUUAUUUAAAAUUAAUCAACUUUGCAAGAACAUUAAACCAGCUGAAAGACCAUCUGCAAGCAACAUUAAAGAAGCAUAUGAAAAAAUUUAUGCAAAGCAAUUCCAACAGAAAUCCUUAUAAAUUUUCUGUUUUAAAAUAUGUGAUUUAAAUUCUUUCUUUCUAGAUUAUAUGAUUUGUAAAAAUUAAUCUAUACUAAUAUUAUAAAGAGAGAGGGCAUCUUUUUUUGUGUUUAUAUGUUUGAGGUAAUCUCCAGAUACAUUGCAGCUAUUUGAAAAAUUCUUUCAAUAUAUGAAAGGUGCAUUCCUGCUGAGU